ACAUUUCGUUUGAACCUCGUUUUUGGUCCUUCGUGCCGUCGUGCGCAGGACCAACCCUAGACUGCCGCACCGCUUAGUAGCCUCUCCCUUCUUCCUCCGCCGCCGGGCCAGCUAGGUACGGUUACGACCACAGGCCCUCCCAGGGGUGGUGGAGGCGGCGACAGACGCGCAUGGCCGGAGGCGACGCGUCAAUGGUGGCGGCGCCGGGGCUGGAGGCGGCGGGGGAGGCGGAGGUGGACUCGGGCUUCGAGUUCGCCUUCGAGAACGAGGCUUUCUCCGACAGGGUCCUGCGGAUAGAGGUCAUCAGCACUGGCCGGAAGCGCCGCAGUGAAGGUGAUGAUGGAGAAGGUAUUAUUGACUCUUCUUGGACUGCGUCGAGUACAGCAGUUUUACGAGUCAAGACCGUACAUGUCAGUUCGGUAAUUCUCGCCGCAAAAAGUUCUUUCUUUUUCAAGCUUUUCUCAAAUGGCAUGAAAGAAUCUGAUCAGAGACAGUCAACAGUUAGAAUUGCUGAUUCAGAGGAGAAUGCCUUUAUGGAGCUUAUACGCUUUAUGUACAAUGGAAGGUUGACACCAACAACCGAGUCCACUCUUCUGGUUGAUAUCUUGAUGAUUGCUGACAAAUUUGAUGUCGCUUCGUGCAUCAAGCUUUGCAGUCAGAGGCUCAUUGCCCUGCCUAUGACCCCAGAAUCUGCAGUGAGAUGCCUAGAUCUCCCAUGUUCCAUAACAAUGUCAGCUGAUCUAUCAGAGGCAGCCAAGAAAUUCCUUUCUAAAAGAUAUGAGAAGUUCCUGUUAACAAAGUUCCAAGAUGAAUUGAUGAGGGUUCCUCUCGCUGGGAUUGUGGCCAUCUUAUCCAAGAAUCUCCCCGGGGCUGAAUCUGAAAAUUCCGUCUUUGACUUUGUGGUCAGGUGGGCCGACUUUCAGUACCCAAAUUCAGAAGAAAGACGCAAGAUUUUAAGUUCAAGUUUACUUCCAGUGGUGGCACUAGUGCGUAGCAUGACCAAUGAGAUCCUAAUUGAUCAGCCGUCUUGUAUAAUGAACUUUAUUCUAAAGCGGGAGCACUGCUCUGGGAGCUUCCCAUCAGGAUCGAUACGCUCGCCACCAUUCUAUUGUGCGGGGCAUGGUUUCUUCCUCUCAGCACACCGUAGAAUGGAUCCGCGCAACUAUUUUUCCUUAGAAAUACAGAAGGUAGAAGACAAGGGCCUAGUAAGGGGGACAUUAGAUUAUGAGAUUGAGUUAAGGACAACACCGUCGCUGGAGUUUACCUGCUUGUGGAAGGGCCCCACCACCACCGGUUGUACACAUGGUUUUGGAUGCAUAGUUCCUUGGCCGGAGGUCAUUCCUGACGAUAGCCCCUUCUUCAUCGAUGACAAACUCCAUGUUCGAGUUCAUUUGAAGAUAACGCCGCAGCUGUAGUGAUGCUUGCACUAGCCACUAGUGUGAUGUGCUUCAUUAAUGUCCUUUUUUGUUUAUGUGAGCGAAGAGAAGCUCCUGUUCUUUUAACAUAUGAACUCGGUGAAUAAUGUUAGUAUUUGGUCUGCACUCUUUUGGUGAUUCGUAAUGUAGCAAUGUAGCUUCUCAACAUCUAGAGUUUGAUGCUGGAGGUUUCAUUGUGUGGUGGACUCUUCUUACCAGCCGCAGAACUGUCAAGUGUGUGUGUGAGUUUUGAUGUCCAGCGAAGUCGCUGAACAGUUAAAGUGCACUUUGUCGUACGUUGUCUGGUAUACAUUGCUGAAUGCUGAUGGCCUCUUUGACUCGA
Hordeum vulgare subsp. vulgare (domesticated barley) is the source of this 1758-nucleotide messenger RNA. Its product is annotated as BTB/POZ domain-containing protein POB1-like. Gene Ontology annotation, cellular component: nucleus. The transcript is spliced from 5 exons. Gene Ontology annotation, biological process: response to red light. Bases 171 to 1415 code for a protein of 414 amino acids. Gene Ontology annotation, molecular function: protein binding. The record is from RefSeq and is a predicted model, not a curated record. Lineage: Eukaryota; Viridiplantae; Streptophyta; Magnoliopsida; Poales; Poaceae.